This is a messenger RNA of Corythoichthys intestinalis (scribbled pipefish), 981 nucleotides long. Its product is annotated as trace amine-associated receptor 13c-like. Gene Ontology annotation, cellular component: membrane. Gene Ontology annotation, biological process: G protein-coupled receptor signaling pathway. The transcript has 2 exons. The coding region runs from base 1 to 981 and encodes 326 amino acids. Gene Ontology annotation, molecular function: trace-amine receptor activity. NCBI's taxonomy places the organism in Eukaryota, Metazoa, Chordata, Actinopteri, Syngnathiformes, Syngnathidae. The record is from RefSeq and is a predicted model, not a curated record.
AUGGACAUUGAGGACCAAUCGGAUCUCUGCUUCCCACAGCUAGGCAACAUCUCCUGCAGGAAGACAACCCCUAAUUUAUUUGAAAGUUUUUUUUUCAUGGUCCUCCUACCCAUCACAUGCAUCUUCACUGUGCUGCUCAACCUUCUCGUCAUCAUCUCAAUCUCCCACUUCAGGCAGCUCUACACCACAACCAACCUCCUCCUCCUCUCCCUCGCAGUCUCUGACGUCCUGGUGGGCUUGGUGGGGAUCCCAGUUGUGAUCAUCCAGAGUACAUCCUGCUGGUUUCUAGGUGACAUUGUAUGUAGACUGAUGAAUUACCUGGCUUUCAUUUGUCAGUCUGCCUCUAUAGGAAACAUGGUGUUGAUAUCAGCUGACCGAUUUGUGGCUAUUUGUGAUCCUCUGCAUUAUACUGUCAAAGUCACUGUGAAAAAAAUUCAACUUUGUAUUUGUCUCUGUUGGUUGGCUUCUGUUAUCCAUUGUGGCAUCGUUUUGAAGGACCAUUUGGCUCAUCAUGAAAUCUAUAAUACUUGCCUUGGAGAGUGCGUUCACGGUAUUGACAUUAUCUGGGGCAUUCUGGACAUUAUCGUGAACUUCCUGAUUCCUCUCGCCACCAUUGUCAUUCUCUACACGAGAGUGUUUGUGGUUGCAGUGUCUCAGGCGAGAGCAUUGCGCUCUCAAGGUAAAUGUUUUAAACUACAAAAUUCUGCCCCUUUCAGAGUGAAGAGAUCUGAGCUGAAGGCCGCCAAGACUCUGGGUAUUGUCGUCCUGGUCUUUCUGGUGUGUUUCUGUCCAUACAAUAUCGCCAGUCUGGUGGUUUAUGAUGAGAACGUGAUAAAUUAUAUUGUUUACUUGUUUGGUUUGAACGCGUGUGUGAACCCAUUGAUAUACGCAGUGUUCUACCCCUGUUUUAGAAGAGCUUUUAAGCACAUUGUCACUUUGCGCAUACUGCAGCCUGGCUCCUGUGAGGCCAACAUACUGUAA